AUGUUUCAAAGUAUUCAUUUAUUUGCGCAUGGAAUUGAUCCACUUAUUCGUGGUUUGAUAAGUUUACCAGCAAAGAUGCCACAAAGGCUUACUCCAGCAGUAACUGAACGAAUAUUUGGUAAUUCUGAUCUUGGUUCUAUUAAUAUUCAACGUGGACGUGAUCACGGAAUACCUGGCUAUACUGUUUGGCAGAAAUUUUGUAAAAUGCCAAGAGUGCGAACAUUCGACGAUCUUAAUAGUACAAUUAAAAAUCCAAUUUUACACUCAAAUCUAAAAAUUUUAUACAAACAUGUUGAAAAUAUUGAUUUAUAUGUUGGUGGCUUAUUGGAAGAUCCACUAGAAGGUGCAUUUGUUGGACCAACUUUGGCCUGUAUUAUCUCGGAGCAAUUCAAAAGGUUACGAGACGGUGAUAGAUUCUAUUAUGAAAAUUCCGAAAUUUUGACACUACCUCAAAUUGAGGAAAUCAAAAAACUCACUCUUGCAAGAAUAAUCUGUGAUUCUGGUGAAAAUAUUCGACAAAUGCCAUUUGAAGCAUUUAAUCAAAGUGAAGCAUCCGACUUGAUAUCAUGCGAUAGGAUACCGUCCCCAAAUUGGAAUCUUUGGAAAGAUGAUUGA
Molecule: messenger RNA, 615 nt
Organism: Acanthocheilonema viteae
Lineage: Eukaryota; Metazoa; Nematoda; Chromadorea; Rhabditida; Onchocercidae
Source: the annotation of a GenBank genome assembly